Caenorhabditis angaria is the source of this 4433-nucleotide messenger RNA. NCBI's taxonomy places the organism in Eukaryota, Metazoa, Nematoda, Chromadorea, Rhabditida, Rhabditidae. The record is from the annotation of a GenBank genome assembly.
AUGAUUGAAGAAACUGAUCCACAGUGGCAACUUCAGGUUGGUUAUGGGAAAAGGAUUGGGUUUUUUGAAAACUGAAAAUUGAAAAUUUGAUUUCGAGUUCUGGACUUUCGAAGAAAAAGAGGCGCUGGAACAUUUUCUAAAAAAACCUGUACCCUGUGAAAAAGUCAAACUCGAAGCUAUUUUUUUUAAUUUCUGUCAUAAUCAUAAGUAUUUCUGAAAUUUUAUAUAAUUUUCUUUGUUCAUAACAGUCUUAUCUCUAUAAGGUUAUGGAAAUUAAAUGUCCAGUUCUUCUUGAAAUAUUUGGAGUUGUUUUUUUUAACAUUUUUUGUAUCAAAUUUGUAUGCUACAAUGGGUUUAUGUAUAAACAAUAUUUGACGAAAAUUUCACAUUUCACAUACUUCAUCAAACUUUCUUCUGUUUCUACUUUUUUAAAAGUUUUCCAAUGAACUUUCCUGAUAAUAUUUUUUCCUUUCUUCCAAAUUCAUUCAUCCUGAAAAACGUCUUGGGUGGUCUACGAAUUUUCUAAUCUAAUUAAGAUUUCAUGAUUUUUUUUCAUUCUCAUUGUUUCCCGAUUUUCUUUUCAUAAAAAAUUUAAAAUUCAUUCAAACUAUCCAAUAAGAAAAUUUUCAUAAAAUGCUUCAAUGAAUCCCAUAAAACCAGGGGGUUUUCUUGAGUUUUGUUUCUGUUUCAAAUCUAAUAAUAAUUCCAGCGUGCUUUGGCUGACAAAAUCACAAACUAUGCACCGAUCGAGGAAAUCCGCUAUAUAUUGCUUCGUGGCGCACAGGUUUGUAUAUAUUUGUUUGUUUGUUUGUGUUUUUUCUCGCUUUUCAUCAAUUUUUGAUAUCCGAACAUCCCGUCCUGACGGCUAAAUUGAAUUCAAAUCUUGUUUUUUCGUGAAGUGGAUUGUUAUUUAUUAGGUGAAAAGUGGAUUUUUUUACAGGUUGAUGGACAAGUCACUGCUGGUUUGACACCUUUACAUUAUGCGUGUUUUAUCAAUUAUUUGGCAGCCGCAAAGUUGUUGCUCAGUUCUGGAGCCAAGGUAAGAGAGAUGACAAAACACUCGAAGAGCCAGAAAGGUGGGGAUUGAAAUGCCUCCAAAGAUCUCUGAAAUGUUCUGAACUUGAACUUUUUCUAUAUCCAACUAGAAAACAAUAAGUGAAAAAAUAUCCAAUAAAUUUCAUAAGUGUGUUCUUUGAGGUGUUGUGUCCCAAACAGCUGAUUACUCAUUUUAUUGAAGACAGAAAAAAUAAGAAAAAUCUGACUUGUGACUCGAACAAAUACAUACAUAAAAAGUCUACAUAUUUAAAUAGAAAAUUUAAAGUAUAAUUAUUCAUUUUGUUUUUUGUUUCACUCAUUUUGAUAACCCUACAAAAUACAAACAUUUUUAUCGAAACAUUGUUUUUUAUUUCUCAAAUAAAAAAAGCGAAAUGCAAAAACAUCGUUGACAAAUGAUGAAAUAUUUUUGACAAUUUUGGGGUUGAAUGAAAAAUGAGGAGGUUUAUAAAUCAUCAUUUUUCAAAAGGUUAUUCAUAAAUCAUCAUUUUCGUAACCCUUUUUAUUUAGGUGCAAGCUGUUGAUAACAUUGGAUGUUCUGCUCUUCAUUUGUGCGCUGAACACGGACAUUACAGAAUGAUCAAAUUAUUGUUGCAGGUUGGUAUUUUUCAAAACAUGAAUUGUUUUCAUCUCGGAUAAUUUUUAUGUCAUCCUAUAAUAUUUUGACAGUUAGUAAAAAUGCAAAAAAAAAACAAUAUUUUGUUGCUCACCGAAAAAAUAACAACACUUAUCAAUCCGGUUGAUUGUUUUUGUACCAAUUGCGCAAAUAAACAAAAAUCCCCCCAAAAAAUAUCAAAUGAAAAACAGUUUCUGUUGUUUUUACAGUACAUGAAAGUGGUGGAACAAUAUGAAACGCCCGAGUUUCGAGUCGGAGACAAAUAUCCGCAACGUGAAAAUAUUGACGAACCACUUCGACUUGCUAUCAAGGUUUGUUUUUGUUGUUUUGCUACUUUUACUGUCUAGAAAAUUGGCGCGCGAGAUGCAAUGUUUAUUUGUUUUUAUUUUGUUGAUGUGUUGCGUUGGAAAAUACAAAGAAUAGUCACUUUUUUCAAUUCAUGAUAUGUUUUUCUGUUCUGUGGUUUUUUCUUGGGGUAGAAAUGCUUGGCUUAAAAAAUUAUAUAUUUUGAAAAUGAUUCUACAAUUUUCUAUGCUUCUUCUACUACGCAUUCUCAUAUAAAUUUUUCUAAUAUUAUAUUUUCAACCUACCUUAUAGAUGACUUUUUAUUGAUUUCCAGAAGCACCCCUCUUCAAUGAGGUUCCAGAAAUUGGCCUAGUCAAACUCUCAGAACACAUUUUUAAAAACUGGAUAAUAAAAAAGUGUUCAUAAAAAACGCUGUUGGAAUUUCGUGAUUCACUGUCUGAAUCUCUUGCUUUUAACACUGUUUUGCUAUAAUAUAAACAUUUUGUAGAUCAAAAGUUCCAUUUGUCAGCAUUAACAAAUGAUUUUUUUUGCAAAAUAAGUUCAUUGUUAUUUAUCAUCACCAACUUGAAGACCCAACACAUUUUCUAUAGUCUAGUUUAUUCAAAUAGUUUAUAGUUUCUAUAUGCAACAUGAUAGCAUACACUGAAAGUAGAAAAGAAUACAAAAUACUCUCUAUCUAUAACCACAACUAUGUACUUUGUAGUCAGAAUGAAACAAAGCCAAAAACGGCUCUCAAAACCAAUCUAUAGUUCAAAAAGCCAUUCUGAAACCAAAAACUGAGAAAUAAUCUUCUCACUUGACCAGAAAACGUUUCUCAAGACCAGAAAUUUGUUCUCAAGACCAAAUGUAGUUCGAAAAAAGCCAAGAAACCAACCCCGCCUAUUUGAUCGCAUGAAAAACCAAAACCAAACCAAGAGUCCAAUUUUUUGCACGCAUAAACCAAACGAGAUGAAAUAAAUAAACCAAACGACCAAAAAUUGGCCAAGAAACCAGAAAAUGUGUUCAAGAGUUUAUUUAUGCAGCUAGAAAACCAAUAUUUUUGGUCUUGUUCUUGGUUUUGCCUUUUUCAGCAGGCAAAAUCGAUGAGUGCAAGCAAACGUGCAAAAAAAAGAACAGCAGAGAAAAAUGAAUCUAGAAAGACGUAUUUUUUACAGAACGGCCAUUACGACUGUGCAAGACUUCUUCUAAUGAAUGGUGCAAAUCCAAAUGCGUUAUAUUUCGAUGGUCCAGAAAUCACACAAAUCAGCCCAUUGGACACAAAUUUCUUGGAACUUUUACUUGAAUUUGGUGCUGAUCCAAAUGUUUUUGACAGAAAAGGAUUGACACCAAUUAUGAAAGCUUGUCGUAUGAAAGACAAGGGAAUUGAGGCGAUCCGAAUUUUAUUGAAAUACGGUGCAGAUAUCAAUAAAUUGGCGCCAGAAAGACAAGAUCAUCGGAGUGCUUUGCAUUUUGCGUUGUUGAGUGGAAAUCAUGAUUUGGUCAAAUUUUUGAUUGAGGUUUGGUUUUUUUUUGCAAAAAUCCUAAUAUCAUUAGAUAAAAAACAUUAUUUUUCAGAAUGGCUGCAAAGUGAACAUGGAUAAAAUUUACGAAAAAUCAUCGCCGAUCGAUAUUGCUGUUUUAAAAGAUGAUCCUGAACUUCUCCGCAUUGUUCUUGAUGCUGGAGCAAAUCCAAAUGCAGUUCAUACUUAUAUUGGAUCAUGUCUUCAUUUGGCAUCUUGUUCAAGUGAGUUUUAAAAACUGUGAAGUCUUCCUGAUUAGAAAAACUCAGCAUAUUACUUGUGUCAAAAUACCUCUUUUUUUUUUGAAUUAAUGAGAGUGAAAAACUGAAAAUAUAGUCUAGCAGCUGAAAAAUUAUGAUUGUUUUUACAAAUUCAUUUACUACCACCAAAAUUCAAUUAAAAAAAAACUCAUUUCAGCUCUUCUAAACCAGUUGAACAUCAUUGAGCUUCUUCUUCAAAGAGGCGCAGAUAUGAAUUUGCAACACAUAUUCCCAGAUGGUUCCAAGCUCAAAAGUCCAUUUGUCGAAUAUUUCCGCUCAAAUGACUCAAUUGAUGUUCGAGUUGUCAGAUUGUUCAUUUCACACGGAGCAAAAGUUAUCAUGAGAAAUCCAUUACACGAUUGUCGUGGACAAUUGAGAAAUGUGCUCAAAUUGGCAGCUCUUCAAAAUCAACCCGAAGUUUUGUCGCUUCUUUUGGGCCUUGGCGAAAAAUACGAUACGAAAGCUAUUGAUCGACUUCCACUUCCAAAAGAAUUGAAAUCGCAUAUUAUUGAAAAAUCAAAGUAAGUCCAUAUUUUCGAAUUUGAAAAAAAUCGGUUUUUAUUUCAAUUUUUCAGAAAUGCCCCAACUCUUCAACAACUCUGUCGUUUACAAAUUCGCAACACUGUUGAUCCAUCAAAAUACAAAGAUUUCGAAAUUCCCGAAUAUCUUAAAUGUUAUCUUCUUGGUCUGAUUCCUUGA